AUGGCGACGGACGAUGCGACAUCAGGACGCAUCUACAUCAAAGAUCUGCCAGAGACUGGUUCUGAUUAUGAGGGCUGGCGCUUCACGUUGAAGAGUCAAAUCUUGCGUGUAGCGCCGGACCCAGUGGCAGCCAUGGCUUACAUCAGAGAGCUUGAUGAUGAAGCGGUUUCCUUUGGCGAUUUGGCGUCAAACUUGUCCGUAGACAUGAACAAAACAGACGUGAAUGUUUUCGCAGCGGUGGUUGCCGCAUGUCAGAAGGGCAAGAAAGGACCGGAGAUCCUCAAGCUGAUACAAUCACGUGCACAGUUUGGUUGUGGUCGUCAGGCUGUCCGCAUCGUUGAUCAGCGGCACUUGCAUGAGUCAACGCAUUUAGCCACGGAGGCUAACACCAAGAUCCAAGAGCUCAGUUGUUCUGGAUUAUCGGAGCUUGACAGCUACAUGGCAUCUUUUUCGUUGCUUCGUCACCAGAUGGGUUCCGGCGAGCAUAAGCUCACGAAUGCUGGGGGCAUUGCGCUUCUGAAGCGCAAACUCAAAGACAUCAAAGAACUGGAUGCCACUUUUGCCGUUUUCAAUGCCAGCAAUUCUGUGGAUUUAGACGCCUUGAUCUAUGCCAUCAACGGUUUGAUUGCACAUCACUCGGAAGAGAUAGAAAGGCGAAAAGCGCAGAAAAAGGCUGCAGCAGCCAAGGCCGCUGCUGCCGCGGCGGCAGGCGGCAAGUCUCAGGGAGGCAAGGGCAAGCACAAGAGCAAGAAAGGCAGUGACAAGCCGUGUGAACAUUGCCACAAGCCCGGACACACAGCGCAAAAGUGCUGGUUGAAUCCAAAAAGUUCCGCUUACAGGCCGGACUUCGCGGCCAAAGUCAAUGGCAGCAGUGCCUCUUCGUCCAAUGGUGGGCCGUCUGCGCCGCCUGGUUUGGGAGCUGCAUCCAUUGGGGCUCGGACUGGGCCUGCAGUUCCGACAGAUGUCCUCACCAAGGCGUUUUCGGAGUUCCUCACCAAGCGGUUCGGUGGUUCCGCAUGGUUUGCCGAUAUCGGGCCGAACGCACUUCAACAGUUUGCGGGCGCAGCGUGGGCUCUGGAUUCUGGGGCCAGUCAAUUCUGCAUCAUGGGCGAAAAUGCCGAUGAUGCCAUGUGGGAAACCGUGCAAAGUGCAGACUGUGACAUCGACACAGGGGCUGGGACGGCUCGGCCAACAGCAAUGGUAGACGCCAUGGUUCCGCAUCUAGGGCGUCGCUCGGCUAUGGUGAUGCCGGAGUCAAAAAUCAACAUGGCAUCGAUGGGCGAAACUUGCGCUGAGAUGGGGUAUCAUUUUUACUGGCCGGCGUGGUCGGAACAGCCGCAUUUCUGGCGUGAUGGUGGUUCCAACGAGGUGCCGCUCACCAUGGUCAAUCGAGUCCCAUUCUUGUUAAGCGCUGUCGAUGCUGGUCCUGCAAGCAUGCACGGGGAUGUGAGCGACACGGACUUGAACGACUUCUUCGCCAGCAUGUUCCGGGAGUUCUGCAUGACCCUCAAUGGGGCGGAACUCGCCAGUCUUUCGGUUCCCCUGGCGUUGGCAACGCAGACGCAACCCGCGGAUCAACAUUGUUUGGCUCACUUUCCGAAGGACCCCACUUGCGAAGUGUGCUUGCAAGCGAAGAUGUGCCGCGCGCCGGCGUCCCGCAAGAAACAAUCCGUGGAAGAUGACAAGCAGACAGCCCGAGUGCAUGGCGAACGCAUUCACUGUGAUCUUGUCGGCCCCACGCGCCCCAGCAUCAAUGACGAGGUGUAUGCCAUGAUUACUCAUGAUGAUGCUACGGGAUACCCUGCCGCACGUGCUUUGCGCACCAAGCAGGCCUCCGAAGCCGCUGCCGCUUUCGACGACAUGUCUGGAAACCAGUCGGUGUCAGCAGUCCGGACAGACAAUGGUGGUGAAUUCCAAGGCGAGUUUGCUGCCAAGCUCAAAGAACGGAAGGUCAGACAUGAACGCUCCUUGCCGCGUCGGCCGCAAACCAACUCUCGUGCUGAGCGUUUCCACCGCACAGUUGCAGAGGGCAUGGCUUGCCUAUUUGUUGCGUCUGGUGUGCCCUAUGUUUUUUGGACUUUCUGUCUCAUGGCUUUCCUCUUUGUCUACGCGCGCAGCCCUGGUGCCAAUGGAGCCGAGUCUCCUUACCAGCUCCGCUUCAAUCGCCCCUACGAUUUGAGCAAAUUGCGUCCCUUCGGCUCCGCUUGCUACUAUCUUUCUGAGGAGCAUGACAAGUUUGCAUCUCGUGGACGGCUUGGUGUUGUGUUGGGUUAUAGCCGGCUGCAGUCGUAUUACGUCUUGGAUUUCGAGCACUACGUCGAAACAAAGGGCGAAGCACGGAUUGUACACACACGUGAUGUGCGCUUUCCGCCUCAGUUGCGCUGGCCAUUUCAUGAGCUGGGCAUGGACAACCCUGAUGCAGCGCACUGGGCCCACCGUUUGUUCGAACCGGAGGUGUUGCAGCCCACGCCCGUUGCUGGCGAUGACGGCCGUUGCGUACUUUGCGGACUGUGGGCCACGGAUGCAGAGGUCCAUUGUCGGGGAUGUUUGCUUGGUGGUGGUCGUCGUCGGCAUGUGGAUGGUCCCGGCUGCCUUCGUGCUCGGUGUGGUGGUCAUUCAUUUCUUGACGUUCAGCACGCGGCCUCCAACAAGACAAGCGUGGACUACUCCCUGAGCUUGCCCGGCAGCCGUGAUGGGGGCGUCAUCGACUCCUCCAGUGAUGGACGUCAUCAUUCGGAUGCCCCGCUUCGCCGACCUCGCUGGCGGGUAGACUUGUUCACGGACGCGCAGGCGCCUUCUCGGCACAACUACGGCCCUCAGUUCGAUGACAGCAUGGAUAGUGGUCUUGUACCGCCUCGCCCUGAUUUGGCCCCCUUCGACUCCGAUGUCAGAUCGACGCGCAGACGAUGUCACAUCUUCAUCUGGGCGAUCACGGUCUCGCCGCGGGUCGCAUCCAUCGGAUGCAGAUUCGGAACGUGCUUCUCAAGGCCAACUUACAGCAAUCACAGUCGGACGAGCACCGAACGACGGCCAGACGGCAUACACAGUUCGGAUGCUGAUUCCGAGAGGUCGCAGCAGCCGAGCAAUGUUCUUGACAAUGGGGCCAUCUCCUCCAGAUUGGAACAGGAGCUGGACAAGUUGACAACUGAGCUCGGGAAAAUGUUCGCUUGUGUCACCAAAAUAGUCAAACGCAAGGAUCCAGAGUGGGAUACAAACGCCGCGCGUGCAGCCAUCCGCAAGGAGGCGGCAAACCACGCAUCGAAGCGGACUUGGGAUUCCGAAGCAUGUGAAUGGGAAAGUGCUGUGGCCAAGUACGGGCCUGACGUGGAGUACGUGCAGGCAAAUCUUAUCUUGGGGAUCAAGCACUACGAACUCGAUCAGUCCCAGCACCGGUUCAAAGCUCGCAUAGUUGCGCUCGGAGACAAUGUGCGUGACAUCUACGGCCGCCUUGUGGAGGAAGACCAAUUGCACGGUCGACCCAUUACACUUGAGGGAUCGCGGGCGCUGGAUUGCUACGCUGGUUUGCAACCCGACGGCGAUUGUCAGACUGCUGACGCUGAUGGUGCGUACUUGCAAGCUCGACUCAAAGGUCGUCCGAAGGUUAUUUGUUUGCCGAGAGAAUUUCGCACACAAGCAGAGCUGGAGAUGCGAUGUCCAGUGCACCUUUUGUACAUGGCCAUCUACGGGCUCACACGUUCAAACAGCGACUGGGAAGAUCAUGCUGACGAGCGGUUGUUGCUUAAGCAUUGGCUGCAAGCUCGUGACAUUGAGCGUCCGAUCUUCAAAAAGGAAUACAACGGACACAUUGUGGGCAUUGGCCGUUUUGUGGAUGAUUUCAAGUUGGCGGGGCACAAACCAGUGCUACCACACGCAUGGGCUGAGAUUUUCCAGUGCUUCGAUUUCGCAGACCCACCUCAACCCGUCAGCCGAUUUGUAGGUUCCGAAGAAAUACUGUCACGCGACCAUGCUGAUGUUGCCACGUUUCUUGUCAAGCAGGAUGCUUACAUCGAUACCUUCACGCGGAAGUAUUUGGAUGAGAUUGGGGCCUAUAGACUUCCACGAUACGACACACCAGCUGUGAAGCUCGCGGCCAGUGAUGUGUCCAGCAUGAAUGAACCAGGUCAGCUUGCCUCAAAUUGUGGGACGUACGUGGGGGCCGGAUUGUGGAUAGCUCGGAAUAGUCGUCCUGAGAUAUCUUUUGCUGUCGGAUGGUUAGGCCGGUACACUACAAAUUGGACCAAAAGACAGGAUGCGGCCUUGCAUCGUCUCAUGGGAUAUCUAGCAGCUACUCAGUCCUCCGCACUUCGUCUGGUUCUUAAUCCUGCUGAUGUUCAGCAACGCACUCUGAGACUAGUACUGUGGGUCGACUCUGACUGGGCGACAGAUCCUGAAACCAGGCGAUCGACGUCAGGAGCUGUUUUGCAACUCGUUGGGUCGCAUGGCACUCGCGCGACAUUUGCUUGGAGAUCGCAUCGACAAGGUGCAACUGCAUUGUCGGCGCCAGAUGCCGAAGUGACUGCUAUGGCUGAAGGUCUCAAGCGCCACGGGAUCUAUGCACAAGAUCUUUUCGAGUUUUUGUUGGGAUAUCGAAUUCCAUUAGACAUCAUGACCGAUUCAGCAACAGGCAUCGCAGCAAUCGAUGACGCAUAUGGUGUGCUCAAGUACAUGAAGCGAACACAAGGCGUGCCUUUGUCAUGGUUGCAUGAUGUCAGCAUUGAUCCCGACAACAACAUCAAGAAAACCAGCACUGACGAUAACCUCGCAGAUAUCAUGACGAAAGCAUUGGAGAAGAACAAAUUCCAGCAUUUUUCACGGCUUUUGGGAGUUCACCCGCAUGGUUGA
Molecule: messenger RNA, 4842 nt
Organism: Symbiodinium natans
Lineage: Eukaryota; Dinophyceae; Suessiales; Symbiodiniaceae
Source: the annotation of a GenBank genome assembly